GAUCUAUGUAUAUGGAAACAAUAUUUUCAUUCAUUUUCCAACAAUUUUUGAUAUGAAUAUUUUGUUUUCACACUUUCUUUGCUUCCUCAUUAGUAUAACAGAAUGCUGUAUGAGAACUAUUCCACCGGAUGAUGUCUAUAUUUCAAGUACAUUACCAUUUGAGGAGACUACUACGGAAAUGAUGACAACAAUGGAAACAUCCACCAUGACAGAAAAAGUGUGUCCGGAGAUGCCAGCCACCACGUGUAUGGACUUGAUAAAACUUGGAGCAAAAUUGGAAUUAGCUGAAGUAGACGGAUGCCAAGUGGUACAGUGCACUGGUGGCCAAAUUCCGCGGCUGAUUACCAGAAAUUCGGUUUUUUCACCGAAACUAUAUGCUGGGUUGAGUGAUGCGACAAUUGUUUUUCCCGUACCUCCGACGACAUUGGCCGGAUUCGGUGGAAAAAGUUUUUUCGACUAUUAUGGCCUUAUUUGUGACACUUUUAAUGGUAAUUUCUACUGGACAAUGACAAAAUAUCCGGAUGGGCUCAUCGAUUUGGGCGGGGGACAGCCGAUUCUAGGCUCAGAUGGUUCAUAUGACGGGAAGCAAGCUCCGAUUGAGCAGGUUGAUUGCCAAGAGCCAAAGUAGACACGGAUUGAUUGUGGCAACUGUUUAAUAAAAUGUUUAUUCGAAAAAUAGAGAUAUUUUGAAGAGUUUUAAGAUAUAUAUAGAAUCAAAAAAUAAAUAUCUAAUUGAUA
Molecule: messenger RNA, 738 nt
Organism: Caenorhabditis elegans
Lineage: Eukaryota; Metazoa; Nematoda; Chromadorea; Rhabditida; Rhabditidae
Gene: F07E5.7
Product: DUF281 domain-containing protein
Exons: 5
Coding region: 53-628 (191 amino acids)
Source: RefSeq, marked reviewed